AUGGCUCCUCAAAUUCAAACUGAGCUCACCAAGCUCUUCAAGAUUGACCACCCGGUAAUGCUCGCUGGUAUGAAUGUUGCUGCUGGUCCCAAGCUUGCUGCUGCCGUCACCAAUGCCGGUGGUCUCGGUGUUAUUGGUGGCGUUGGCUACACCCCAGAGAUGCUACGAGAGCAGGUUUCGGAGCUCAAGUCUUUUCUGAACGACAAGAAGGCUCCAUUCGGGGUAGAUCUCUUGUUACCACAAGUCGGUGGUGGUGCUAGGGCCACUAACUACGACUACACCAAGGGAAAGCUUGAUGAGCUGGUUGAUGUUGUGAUUGAGAGUGGUGCGGCGUUGUUCGUGAGCGCUGUUGGUGUCCCCCCAAAACACGUUGUAGAACGGUUGCACAAGGCCGGUAUUCCAUACAUGAACAUGAUUGGGCAUCCCAAACACGUGGCAAAGGCUAUUUCAGCUGGCGCCGACAUCAUUUGCGCCCAGGGUGGUGAGGGUGGUGGUCACACUGGUGACGUCCCUACUUCAGUCUUGAUUCCUACUGUUGUUGAGCUCUGCAAGAACACCAAGUCACCACUCACUGGUAAGCCAGUUACCGUUGUUGCUGCUGGGGGUAUCUUUAAUGGCAAGUCGCUCGCUGCUGCUUUGAUGAUGGGUGCCCAGGCCGUCUGGGUUGGCACAAGAUUCAUCCUUGCCGAUGAGGCCGGCGCACCUAAGGCCCACCAAGAGGCUGUACGGACUGCUGGCUUCGAGGACACAGUUAGAACCAUCAUCUUCACUGGCCGUCCUCUCCGAGUACGCAACAACGCUUACAUCAGCAACUGGGAGGAGAACCGGAAGGAUGAGAUUAAAACACUUACAUCCAAAGGUGUUAUUCCUGUUGAGUAUGACAUUGAAGAGCUCGACAAGGCAGACAAGCUUGAUGACGACACCAUGGAUAACGCUAGACCAUGGCUGAUGGGUAAGGUCGCUGCUGUCGUCAACGACAAGAAGCCAGCAAAGGAGAUCGUUGAAGAGAUGGUUGCUGAAGCAGUUGUAAUGCUGAAACAGGGCGAGAAGAUGUUGGCGAAAUUGUAA
Morchella importuna is the source of this 1068-nucleotide messenger RNA. RefSeq lists its product as uncharacterized. The record is from RefSeq and is a predicted model, not a curated record. Bases 1 to 1068 code for a protein of 355 amino acids. Gene Ontology annotation, molecular function: nitronate monooxygenase activity. NCBI's taxonomy places the organism in Eukaryota, Fungi, Ascomycota, Pezizomycetes, Pezizales, Morchellaceae. The transcript is spliced from 4 exons.